CGCUAGUCCGUUAUCCGGAUAUACCGGAUCAUUCUGCAGCAGCCCAUUCACCAACUUCCUCACUGCAAGCAUGUCGUCCGACGGUUAUGACCCUGCCAAGUCGCGCAUUGCCGACGAUACGUUGGCCGACUUCCUUCGUGCACCUUUGACGGGUGUUUUGACGGAGGUACCUGGCAUUGGUCCUGCCGCCGCGAAGAACCUGGCGAAAGGCGACGACCCUGCCGACCAAAUCACCAACACGUUCCAGCUCAUGGGCAAGUUCAUGCUGCUCAAGCGCAACGAAGACGACACGGACGAGCCCAUCGACUGCCGCACCCACUGCGAUGCGUUCUGGCAUUGGCUCAAGUCCAAGGGAAUUUCGUCGUACCGCAGCGGGAUCGUCAUGGCCAUUGCUGAAAAGAUGAACACGAUGAUCCCCGGCGUGUACGACGCGUGCGACUUCAACUAGAUAUGAAUACACAUCCAGCUUUCGUUAGACUUUAUGCCGACUUGGACAUGGCUUCGAUCUUCAUCGCCUGUUCUUUGCUCAUAAGCGGGUCCACUUGCAUCAACGCCUGCCACAGCGACAGCUUCUUCGGCCGAUUAAGGCCUACAAACUAGACAUUCGUAAGGAACACACACGUUCUCAAUAGUAUACCUUCUCCG
This is a messenger RNA of Aphanomyces astaci, 645 nucleotides long. RefSeq lists its product as hypothetical. The record is from RefSeq and is a predicted model, not a curated record. NCBI's taxonomy places the organism in Eukaryota, Oomycota, Saprolegniomycetes, Saprolegniales, Verrucalvaceae. The coding region runs from base 71 to 448 and encodes 125 amino acids. The transcript has a single exon. Gene Ontology annotation, molecular function: DNA binding.